Nymphalis io (European peacock) is the source of this 1699-nucleotide messenger RNA. RefSeq names its product adenosine 5'-monophosphoramidase HINT3-like. The transcript is spliced from 3 exons. Gene Ontology annotation, molecular function: catalytic activity. The record is from RefSeq and is a predicted model, not a curated record. Bases 160 to 702 code for a protein of 180 amino acids. NCBI's taxonomy places the organism in Eukaryota, Metazoa, Arthropoda, Insecta, Lepidoptera, Nymphalidae.
UAAUACCUAGUUACAAUCUUAUCAAUUUUCGUUUUUGCAAAUAAAAUAAUACAAUAACAAUAUUUGCCACGAUUUUAUAUAAAAUUUUGAUGUAUAUUUUAUAUUUUAGUCUUAAGUUAAAAAAUACGACCUUUGAUCUAUAUAAUAAAUUGAUAUGACAUGGCUGUAUGCAUACCAACAUUAACAUUAGCAAUAUUUCAAACUGUCAAGCACAAAACGUCAUAUUCUAACUUUCUGUCAGUUUUAUAUCCAAAAUUUUACGUUACUAAAACAAUGAGUUCCCCUAGUUCAGCGGUUGAGAAAUCGUCCUGCGUUUUUUGCAAUAUAAUUAAUAAGUUAGACAAUACAGAAAUAUUAUACGAAGAUGAGGAUGUAUGUGUUUUUCGAGACAUAAAGCCAGCUAGCGAUUAUCAUAUAUUGACCGUGCCCAAACGUCAUAUAGAAGAUGCGAAGUGUUUGCAACCAGCUGAUAAAGAACUCGUUGAGAGAAUGCUGUCCGUAGCCAAAGAAAUGCUGCAAAAAAACAAUUUGUCACUUGAGGAUGCAAGGUUUGGCUACCACUGGCCCCCAUUUAGAAGUGUCAGACAUUUGCACCUACAUACCAUAGCUCCUCAAUCCAAAAUGGGAUUGAUCGGAAGAAUGAUUUUCAAAGAGAACUCUUAUUGGUUUGUUUCGCCGGAGUAUGUUGUUUCAAGAAUAUGAAAAAGGAAGUAUAAUUUAACAAAUAAAUUAGCAGCAGCUACGGUAGAGAUAAUCAUUAAAAAAAUUGAUUUUUUAUCUGUGGUGUAGUAAUAAUUUAAUUGAGGUUUAUUGGUAGGUUUCUUAACUAAUUUAGAAUGUAUGAUGGUAGUAAUCUUGAUUUCAAAAGAAAAGUACUUGUCAAAGACAAUAUCACAAUGUCAACAAUUUGCUAUAGAAUUUCUAUAUCGCUUUGUGUCUGCAAUUACACUGUCUCUCGUGUAUUUGCUUUUUAGAACUCAGCUGAUAAGUGUCAAAUCAAAUGUAUUUUAUUCAAGUAAGCUUUACAAGAAAGCAUCUAUGAAUCGACAUAUUUUAACUCUACCACUGUUUCGGAAAGCGGCCUCUAGUGUAAAAAUUUUUUACAGAUUGACAAUAUGCUUAGUAUUCACAAAAUGUGCAUAAAUCCAAGCAUUUUCAUUCAAAAAGUUUUUGUAAUGCAUAAUUAAUAUUCAGUGACUAAUUUUGAUUAAAUAAACUUUGUAAAAUGUUGUUAUCUGGUAAAUUGAUGAUUUUUACCGAUGUAUUAUUACAUAAGCAAAGUUUGUUUUUAUUUUUAGUAUGUAUAUCAGUUUUUCUGGAACACUAGUAUAAUCCAUGUAAACAAUAUAUCAAUGCAAAGUAGAGUGGAUGAACUACCCUAACAGAUUCACCAGGAUUAACCCAGUUUACCAGUGACAGGGCUUUGUCUAAGUCAGUCUGCAGGUACCACACAUGAUUAAUUCAACUGCCUGACAUCAUCAUCUGUAUUGCUGUGUUCCAAUUUGAAGUGUAAAUGAGCCAGUGGAAUUACAGGCACGAGGAAUGUAAUAUAUCUUUGUUUUUAUGUUUGGCAGCGCAUUGACGGUGUCAGAGUGUUUAUGGGUCUCACAGUAUCUUAGGGCGAAGAUGAGCUUUUGUAAUGUGUUAUAUAUAAUGUUAUGUAGUUCAAAUUAUUUAUUAAAUUUGUUUUAUUGGUAUA